CCCGCCGCUGCCGGCGCAGGGCCCGCCGCAAUCCGAGGGUGCAGAGCUGGAGCGACUCUUCCCGCUGAUGGCGCUCGGCGGCUGGCUCGCGCGGCUGCACCAGGAGGCCUCGGCCCUGGCGCCCGGCCUGCGCCCUUUCGCCCCCGGCGGCGCCUCCGCCGGAGAAGUGCCGCACGGCGCUGCGCUGCCGGCCGCGUCGCGGCCGCCUCGGGGAACGGCCGCGGAGUGUGUGCGGCAGACGGGCUCGGGCGGGCCCCCGCUUGUGCACCCGCUGGAGCUUCGGCGGCACCUUGGCUCGGACGCCGCAGCGCGGACCGUGGCGGUCGCGGCUCGACGGGCAGAGCACCUCGAGGUGGAAGCGGAGCUCGCAGCGAUCUGCUCCAGCAGGCUCCUGCGAGGGGCAGAGUCGCAGCUCAGCCAACAGGUCGCGGGCGGGUCGGAGCAGGGGGUGCUCGAAGCGCUGCACGUUCUACGCUGCGCCGCCUGCCUGUGCUCGGACAGGAAGGCCGCCCUGGGCUUCUGGCCGCGCCCGCCCGCUCCCCACUCGGGCGCCGCGGGGGCCGCCGGGGCAGGUCCGGGUGGGAGCGCG
Messenger RNA from Prorocentrum cordatum, 589 nucleotides. Lineage: Eukaryota; Dinophyceae; Prorocentrales; Prorocentraceae. The record is from the annotation of a GenBank genome assembly.